Scleropages formosus (Asian bonytongue) is the source of this 966-nucleotide messenger RNA. RefSeq names its product olfactory receptor class A related 2 (gene ora2). Gene Ontology annotation, molecular function: pheromone receptor activity. The record is from RefSeq and is a predicted model, not a curated record. Gene Ontology annotation, biological process: G protein-coupled receptor signaling pathway. NCBI's taxonomy places the organism in Eukaryota, Metazoa, Chordata, Actinopteri, Osteoglossiformes, Osteoglossidae. The transcript has a single exon. The coding region runs from base 1 to 966 and encodes 321 amino acids. Gene Ontology annotation, cellular component: membrane.
AUGCAGUCGGAUGAACUUGUCCGAGGUUUGCUCUACCUCUUCCUUGCCGUGGUGGGAAUCCCAGGAAAUUGCUUGGUGAUCUGGGCCUUCUUGCAGGCAAUGCACACUGAACACCAAGUUCUUCCAGCUGAUGCUAUUGUCCUACACCUCGUCUCUGUCAAUCUCCUGGUUGUGGGGGUCCGCUGCCUCCUGGAGGCCCUGGCCACAUUCCGCCUGGCCAACAUCUUCAGUGAUGCUGGUUGCAAGGGCAUCAUCAUGGUGUACCGCAUGGCUCGUUCGCUCUCCAUCUGGCUCACCUUUGUGCUGAGUACCUAUCAGUGUCUAAGCAUUGCACCACCAGGCUCGCGUUGGGCUGAAGCCCGCGUUGCUGCCGCACGACACUUGGGAGCCAUCUUUCUUGUUCUUUGGCUAGUAAAUGCUGUCAUCAGUACACCAUCGGCCCUCUUCUCCCUGGGCUGGCACAACGGCUCCAGCCUCAUGGAGCACAGUAUCAAUGUGCAGUUCUGUUUUGUGCGCUUCCCUGACAGUCUCUCCAAGGAUGCCAAUGGUGCCAUGCAGGUGGUUCGUGAUGUGAUACCCAUGGCACUGAUGGCAACGGCCAGCUUGAUCGUACUCAUCUUCCUGUACCGCCACAGCCAGCAUGUGAAGAACUUUCGCAGCAGCAAUAGCAACAGCAAACAAGGUUCCUUGGCCGAGAGGCGGGCAGCCAAAACUGUAGUCACCCUGGUCACCAUGUAUGUGCUUUUCUACGGGGUGGACAAUGGACUCUGGGUAUACACCCUCACUGUGGAACACACUAUGAGCUCCUCUCUGGUGUCUGAUCUCCGAAUUUUUUUCUCUUCACUUUAUGCUGCUGUGAGUCCAGUAGUUAUAAUUGCCUCAAAUAAGAAAGUGAGCAGGAAUCUUAUAUGCAAGGUACAAGAAAAGGGCUCCCAAAUGGUAGAAACUACACUUUCUGCAGCAUGA